Molecule: messenger RNA, 981 nt
Organism: Bipolaris maydis ATCC 48331
Lineage: Eukaryota; Fungi; Ascomycota; Dothideomycetes; Pleosporales; Pleosporaceae
Source: RefSeq, a predicted model, not a curated record
AUGUUGGAUCAAUUGCGCUCGUACUAUAGCUUUCUCAAGCCCCAAAGCGGCCUAUAUCAGUAUAUGCCCUUCAGCAAUGCUCCCAAUAACCGCUCACGCACUCGCAUUGCACUCAUAACGGGCGCCUGCAUCAUCGCCGCCCUCUCAGUCUCCGCACUCUUUGUCAACCCCUCUACCGACACAUCCGGCCACGGCAGCAUACCAAGCAUAGUCCACUACGUCCAAAUCAAGGACGAAAAAUCCGUCCUCAAAUUCCCCUUCUCCAGCUUCCUAAACAUUUGCGCCGCAGUCCUAUACAUCAAACCCGAGCGAAUUUACAUCCACACCGACUUCAGCCCCUCUGAGAUCAACGAAGCCAGUGAAAAAGGCGACAGGUGGACUAAAUCCGUCAUCAACACCUUCGCCAACCUCGAAGCCAACAAGAAAAUUGGAGGCAUCUACAUGGACUGGGACGUCUUCCCGUUACGCCCUCUAACUCCGCUCCUGACAACCGGCUUCGCUUUCAUCGGCGGCCGCCACUACGGCGGCGCCAGCGAACACAGCGGCGUAAACGGCACAAUCAACAACGGCGUCUUCAUGACCAAGCCCAACAGCACCAUGGCCCGCAUCGUCGUCCGCGAGCAGCACGCCGGCUUCAACGGCGAAUGGGCCGCAAACAUGCAAAGCAUGACCAACGUCGCUGAGCGCCUCGUCCCCAUCCCCUACGAAGUCCUGAUCCUCGACUGCACCGCCUUUGCCCCAACCCACUGGUUCCAGGAUAGCACGCAUCCGCUGUUCAUGCCCAAUGACGAUAAGCCUGCGUCACCCGUGCCCGAGACGACGAAUUCUACAGAUGCCAUGGAGAUUUACGAGGUGGCGAUUACGAAUCGCAGAAGGAGAGCUGAGUGGGAGAUGGAUUUUUCGUCGACGUACAUGUUGCAUGCUUUUGGGCUGAAUCGGUACUACAAGUAUGUUAAUCCGAAGACGAUUUUGAGUCGCUAG